UGUGGGAAAUUAAUGUAUUUUUCCUUUUUUUCUUUUUAGGUAAGUAACUGAAUGGGACAUGAAGAAUUGACGUUUAAAUGGCCAGCAUGUUGCAAAAGUCUGACAGCAAUGCAAGCUUUCUCCGAGCUGCCAGAGCUGGCAAUUUGGACAAAGUAGUGGAAUACCUGAAAAGUGGAAUAGACAUUAACACAUGUAAUCAGAAUGGGCUCAAUGCUCUGCACCUGGCGGCUAAAGAAGGCCAUGUGGGACUGGUACAAGAAUUACUGGAAAGAGGGUCGGCUGUGGAUUCUGCCACUAAGAAAGGAAAUACCGCCCUACACAUUGCAUCCUUAGCAGGGCAAGCUGAAGUUGUCAAAGUUUUGGUUAAGGAGGGAGCCAAUAUUAAUGCACAGUCUCAGAAUGGUUUCACUCCGUUAUACAUGGCAGCUCAAGAGAACCACAUUGAAGUGGUGAAAUAUCUGCUGGAGAAUGGAGCCAACCAAAGCACAGCUACUGAGGAUGGUUUCACUCCCUUAGCUGUUGCUCUGCAACAAGGACACAAUCAAGCAGUGGCUAUCCUGCUGGAAAAUGACACCAAGGGGAAAGUGAGAUUACCAGCUUUGCACAUUGCUGCCAGAAAAGAUGACACCAAAUCAGCAGCGCUCCUACUGCAGAACGACCACAAUGCCGAUGUGCAGUCCAAGAUGAUGGUGAAUAGGACGACUGAGAGUGGCUUUACACCUUUGCACAUAGCUGCACAUUAUGGAAACGUCAAUGUGGCAACGCUUCUGCUAAACCGAGGAGCUGCAGUUGAUUUCACAGCAAGGAAUGGAAUCACCCCACUGCAUGUCGCUUCCAAAAGGGGAAACACAAACAUGGUGAAGCUCUUGUUGGAUCGUGGAGGGCAGAUCGAUGCCAAAACCAGGGAUGGACUCACACCGCUCCACUGUGCUGCAAGAAGUGGACAUGACCAAGUUGUGGAGCUGCUUCUGGAACGAGGUGCCCCACUCCUUGCAAGGACCAAGAAUGGGCUCUCCCCACUUCACAUGGCGGCCCAGGGGGACCACGUGGAAUGUGUCAAACAUCUCCUGCAGCACAAAGCUCCUGUGGAUGAUGUGACGCUGGACUACCUGACUGCUCUCCACGUAGCUGCACACUGCGGCCACUAUCGUGUCACCAAGCUCCUCCUGGACAAGAGAGCAAAUCCCAACGCUCGUGCCCUGAAUGGUUUUACUCCACUGCACAUUGCCUGCAAGAAAAAUCGCAUCAAAGUCAUGGAACUCCUGGUGAAAUAUGGGGCUUCAAUCCAGGCUAUAACGGAGUCGGGCCUCACACCAAUACAUGUGGCUGCAUUUAUGGGCCACUUGAACAUAGUCCUCCUUCUGCUGCAGAACGGAGCCUCUCCCGAUGUCACUAACAUUCGUGGAGAAACUGCACUGCACAUGGCAGCACGUGCCGGGCAGGUGGAAGUAGUUCGUUGUCUCCUGAGAAAUGGGGCCCUAGUUGACGCUCGAGCCAGGGAAGAACAGACUCCACUGCACAUCGCCUCUCGCUUGGGUAAAACAGAGAUUGUCCAGCUUCUUCUACAGCACAUGGCCCACCCUGAUGCUGCAACAACUAAUGGAUACACUCCACUGCACAUCUCUGCCAGAGAGGGACAAGUUGAUGUUGCAUCAGUUCUCCUAGAGGCAGGUGCCUCGCACUCCAUGUCCACCAAAAAGGGAUUCACACCUUUGCAUGUGGCAGCCAAAUACGGGAGCCUGGAAGUGGCAAAGCUCCUCCUGCAGCGUCGUGCCUCUCCUGAUUCAGCCGGCAAGAACGGCCUCACGCCCCUGCACGUGGCGGCCCAUUACGACAACCAGAAGGUGGCGCUGCUGUUGCUGGAGAAGGGCGCUUCGCCCCACGCGACCGCCAAGAAUGGAUACACCCCUCUACACAUUGCUGCCAAGAAAAAUCAGAUGCAGAUAGCUACCACGCUGUUGAACUAUGGGGCUGAGACCAACAUUUUGACCAAACAGGGAGUGACGCCACUUCAUUUAGCCUCCCAAGAAGGUCACACAGACAUGGUGACCUUGCUUUUGGAGAAAGGAUCCAAUAUCCAUGUGGCAACAAAGACUGGACUGACAUCCUUACACCUUGCAGCUCAAGAGGAUAAGGUGAAUGUAGCUGAAAUACUCACAAAACAUGGUGCAAACCAAGAUGCUCAGACAAAGCUUGGUUAUACACCUUUAAUUGUGGCAUGUCACUAUGGAAACAUAAAAAUGGUGAAUUUUCUUCUCAAGGAGGGAGCAAAUGUCAAUGCUAAAACAAAGAAUGGGUACACUCCUCUCCACCAAGCUGCUCAACAAGGUCACACUCACAUCAUUAAUGUCCUUCUCCAACAUGGAGCUAAGCCCAAUGCGAUCACUACCAAUGGUAACACUGCCUUAGCUAUUGCUAGGCGUCUGGGAUAUAUCUCAGUGGUCGAUACGCUGAAGGUUGUUACGGAGGAGAUUACUACCACCACAACUACUGUGACAGAGAAGCACAAGAUAAAUGUACCCGAAACAAUGACUGAGGUCCUGGAUGUUUCAGAUGAAGAAGGUGAUGAUACAAUGACAGGAGAUGGAGGAGAGUACCUUAGGCCAGAAGACCUCAAAGAACUAGGAGAUGACUCUUUACCAAGCAGCCAGUUCUUGGAUGGUAUGAACUACCUGAGGUACAGCUUGGAAGGAGGGCGGUCUGACAGCCUGCGAUCCUUCAGUUCAGACAGGUCUCACACACUGAGCCAUGCCUCCUAUCUGAGGGACAGUGCCAUGAUUGACGACACUGUUGUAAUCCCUAGCCAGCAGGUAACUACUCUGGCCAAAGAAGCAGAAAGGAAUUCAUAUCGCUUAAGCUGGGGGCCUGAAAACUUGGACAAUGUGGCUCUUUCUUCCAGCCCUAUUCAUUCAGGCUUCCUCGUUAGUUUCAUGGUGGAUGCUCGUGGGGGUGCCAUGAGAGGCUGCAGACAUAAUGGAUUGAGAAUUAUUAUUCCUCCACGGAAAUGCACUGCUCCAACACGAGUGACUUGCCGCUUGGUGAAACGUCACAGACUGGCCACCAUGCCUCCCAUGGUGGAAGGGGAAGGCUUGGCCAGCCGUCUGAUUGAAGUGGGACCAUCUGGGGCCCAGUUUCUUGGUAAACUUCAUCUACCUACGGCUCCUCCCCCACUUAAUGAGGGAGAAAGCUUGGUCAGCCGAAUCCUUCAGCUGGGGCCUCCUGGGACCAAAUUCCUUGGGCCUGUGAUUGUGGAGAUUCCCCAUUUUGCUGCUCUGCGUGGGAAAGAGAGAGAACUGGUAAUCCUGCGCAGUGAGAACGGGGACAGCUGGAAGGAACAUUUCUGUGAAUACACUGAGGAUGAACUAAAUGAAAUCUUGAAUGGGAUGGAUGAAGUGCUUGACACACCAGAAGAGCUUGAGAAGAAACGUAUCUGCCGCAUCAUCACUCGUGAUUUCCCUCAGUACUUUGCAGUGGUGUCCCGAAUCAAACAGGACAGCAACCUUAUUGGACCUGAGGGAGGUGUGCUGAGCAGCACUGUUGUACCACAAGUGCAGGCAGUCUUCCCAGAAGGAGCUUUAACCAAACGAAUUCGUGUUGGCCUCCAGGCUCAACCUAUGCAUACUGAACUUAUAAAGAAGAUUUUGGGCAACAAGGCUACCUUCAGUCCUAUAGUCACACUGGAGCCCAGGAGGAGGAAGUUCCACAAACCCAUCACGAUGACAAUUCCUGUCCCCAAGGCCUCCAGUGAUGGGAUCAUGAAUGGUUAUGGAGGUGACACACCCACUCUAAGGUUACUAUGCAGCAUAACAGGAGGAACCACCCCUGCCCAAUGGGAAGACAUCACUGGAACAACACCACUGACAUUUGUUAAUGAAUGUGUUUCCUUCACAACAAAUGUGUCUGCUAGAUUCUGGUUAAUUGACUGCCGACAGACACAAGAGUCUGUUACUUUUGCUUCUCAAGUGUAUAGAGAGAUUAUCUGCGUCCCCUACAUGGCCAAAUUUGUGGUGUUUGCCAAAUCACAUGAUCCCAUUGAAGCACGGUUAAGAUGUUUCUGCAUGACAGAUGACAAGGUGGAUAAAACUCUAGAACAACAAGAAAAUUUUGCUGAAGUUGCCAGAAGCAGGGAUGUCGAGGUAUUAGAAGGAAAACCCAUCUAUGUUGACUGUUUUGGCAAUUUGGUGCCACUAACUAAGAGUGGACAACAUCAUAUAUUCAGUUUUUUUGCCUUCAAAGAAAACAGACUUCCUCUAUUUGUUAAGGUGCGAGAUACCACUCAAGAACCCUGCGGACGAUUAUCAUUCAUGAAGGAGCCAAAAUCAACAAGAGGUCUUGUUCAUCAAGCCAUAUGUAAUUUAAACAUCACGUUACCUGUUUACACAAAGGAAUCAGAAUCAGACCAAGAACAAGAAGAAGAGGUUGAUAUGACUUCAGAAAAAAAUGAUGAGACAGAAUCUACAGAAACAUCUAUCCUGAAAAGCCAUCUGGUUAAUGAAGUCCCUGUACUAGCCAGUCCAGACUUACUGUCUGAAGUUUCAGAGAUGAAACAAGAUUUGAUCAAAAUGACUGCCAUCUUGACAACUGACCCUUCUGAUAAAUCAGGCUCUAUUAAAGUGAAAGAUCUUGGGAAAGCCACUGAAGAGGAGCCAGGAGAGCCUUUUGAAAUAGUUGAAAGGGUGAAAGAAGACUUAGAAAAAGUGAAUGAAAUUCUUAGAGGUGGAUCAUAUACUAGAGAAGAACAUGCUUUGCAAAAGUCUCUUUCCAGACAAGAAUUGGUAGAAGAAGAAUGGGUCAUUGUCAGCGAUGAAGAAAUUGAAGAGGCCAGAAGAAAUGCUCCUAUAGAGGUCACUGAACCUAUCUGUGUAGAAGUUAGAAUAGACAAAGAGACAACAGAGAUGGAAAAGAAAGACAUGACAGGAAUGGUAGAUUACCUUACUGAGGAUUUAAACAAAUACGUUUCUCUUCAUGAGGUACAGCCACAAGCUUUACAGGAAGACAUGGUAGAAGAGAGAUUUGAAGCUGUAGUAAUAAGCAGGGAUUCUGAAAAAGAAGGACGAGAGUCUCCAACAACCGAAACAGUAAGUCCACAAGAACAACAUAAGCCAGCCUUAGAAAUUAAAAAGCCAGUUAGAACAAAGUUAAAAGACAAGCACAAACAAAAGGAAGGCAAGAUGCACAGUAGUGAACAACAACCAGGACUAAUGAAGAUCAGUUCAGAUGAGUCUCCAAAGGAGGAACAUGGCUUAACACCAGCAGCUGCUCCUGAGGCUAAAGCCGUAUCUCCUGUCAUAGAGGAAACUCCUAUUGGUUCAAUAAAAGAUAAGGUAAAAGCUCUUCAGAAACGAGUGGAAGAUGAACAAAAAAUACGCUCUAAGCUACCUGUCAGAAUUCAAACAAGAGAAGGCACUGCUGAAAAGGCUUCUAAAAAACCAGUACCAGUCAAAAAAACAGUUGCACACAAAGCACAGCCUCCUGUUUCACCUUCUUCUAAGACAGAAAGACUUGAAGAGACCAUGUCAGUUCGAGAGCUGAUGAAAGCCUUCCAGUCAGGUCAAGACCCAUCCAAGAAUGUAUCUGGACUGUUCGAGCACAAAUCUGUCAAACAAAAGCAACAACCCCCUGAGAAGGAAACAACACGGAGAAAAACAAUUUCUUCACUAAGUGAAACAAAGCGAGUAUCAAGCCACAAGACAGACAAACAGAAGGACAAGCAAAGCACAGUCUUAAAAGCAGAGAAAGAGCCACAGCCAAAGAAAGGAAGAAUGCAAGUAUCCACUGUUGAUACUAUCAAGAAAACUGUAGGCAAAGACCAAGUAAAACAGCAGAGCAGCAAAAAAACAACAGCGGAACCUCCCCCUCCAGUAUUUGCUGAUGAAAGUACCAAAGAUUCAGCAGUUGUAAAGGGCAAGACUUCUGAUGACCAAGCCGAUGCAGACUUUCAGAUCAGCCCUGACAGGAAAACCUCAACAGAUUUUUCCGAUGUCAUUAAAGAAGAACUUGAGGAUAAUGACAAAUACCAACAAUUCCGACAUCUUUCAGUGACAGAGGAAGGCGAGCUUAACUUGGAGCAAGUACUGACCAGUCCCUUCAAUGUUGCUUUCCCUGCUGAGUAUGUAAAAGAUGGAUUCCUUCCUGCUCUCUCUCUGCAAAGUGCUGCUUUUGAUGGGAGCUCAGAGAGCCUUAAACAUGAAGGUGUGGCUGAUUCUCCAGGUAGCCUGCUUGAUGGAACUCCUCAGAUCAGUUCUGAGGAAAGUUAUAAACAUGAGGGUCUGGCAGAAACUCCAGAAACAAGCCCUGAAAGCCUUUCUUUCUCACCAAAGAAAACCGAUGGGCAAAUUGAAGAAGCUAAAGGAACAGCUAAAGUACACACAACAGCAGAAACAUGUUCUCCGAAGGAACUCUCACCAAAGGAAAAUGAAAAAGGUAUUACUGAAAAACAGCUUGAUGCUGUUGCUGAGACUAGUGAGUCUCAUUCUGACCAUGUAUCAGAAGAGCUUGUACCUACAGCCUCUGGAGAAGAGGCUGAUAAACUUAAAGAAAGUAGCUCAGCUUCCAUUAUGAAAGAUAUUAGCAGGGAUAAAGAAUCCAGAACCACUCCACAUUUAACUAAGUCUUCUGAAACACAUGACACUGCUUUAGAGAAAGAGAAAGAUAUAACCUGUGAACACCGUGUUGUGGUUAGAAGCCCCCAAAAAUUGGAACUUUCACUUGCUAGCCAUGAUAGUGAAUGCUUUAGCCCAGUUGCAGAUGACUCUUUGGCUAUAAGUCAUAAAGACUCACUGGAAGCAAGCCCCGUGCUAGAAGAUAACUCAUCACAUAAAACGCCUGAUUCUUUGGAGCCCAGUCCCAUGAAAGAAUCUCCUUGCCGUGAUUCCCUUGAAAGUAGUCCUGUAGAACAAAAAGUGAAAGUUGGUAUUUUGGGGCAGGGUCCUCUUCAGUCUAUUCUUGGCAAAGGAGAAACUUGCCCAGAGUUGGCAACAGUACGUUCCAGGAUUCUCCGUGACCCUGAGGGAAGUGCUGAUGAUGACAGUCUAGAGCAAACAUCUCUCAUGGAGAGUUCAGGGAAAAGUCCUCUUUCACCUGAAACUCCCAGUUCUGAAGAAAUUAGCUAUGAAAUCACACCUAAAACUGCAGACUCACAAGCACUGUCAAAUAUACCAAAGUCAGCCGUGAUCCCUGAAGUCAGUGAAGAACCAGAGGAUGAAUCAGAAAGUGAACCAAAGAAGAAAUUUACCCCUGAAGAGGAGAUGUUUAAAAUGGUGACAAAAAUCAAAACGUUUGAUGAAUUAGAGCAAGAAGCAAAGCAGAAGCGAGAUUACAAAAGGGAUUGUAAGCAAGAUGAAUAUUCUCUAAUUGCUGACUCAGAAGUUGCAUGUGAAAUUGAAGAAUCAAAGUCAAAAACCGUAGAAGAAAAAGAUAUACCCACAGUGGUGAUGUCUUCAGCUGAAUCUAGAAAAAGUUCUUCCUCUUCAGAAAGUGAGCCAGAAUUGACCCAGCUUAAAAAAGAAGCUGAUUCAGGUCUCUUAAUGGAACCUGUAAUCCGAGUACAACCACCUUCACCAUUACCAUCUAGUAUAGACUCCAGUUCUAGCCCUGAAGAAGCAGGUUUUCAACCCAUUAAUUCAAAACAGUGUUCUUCCAGGAUAGGUGCAGUUACAGCAGAACAGGACAAACCAACAGAAGAUGACAAAGAUGAACCAUAUAUCCUUGGAGGCAGCUGUAAGGCUUCCACAAGAAAAUCGGGCAUUUGUCAUUCAGACGGUUGUGUAUCAGCAGAAACUGAUGAAUCAAAAUGUGAUAGUAUAGAUGAGAGUGAGGUUAGUCCUAAUGUCCCAGUGACAAAAUGUGAGGGUACUCUGUGUCAUUCCAUUGGUGACUGUUCUCAGAAAGAAGUUCACAUCGAGUCUUCAACGCUACACCAAGACGAUACCAAUGAAAAUGGUAUCAAAAGCACUGUUCUUUUAACACACACAACUCUCACUACUAAAGGAACAGUGACUGAGAAAGUAGAUGAUGGUUCUUGUGGACACAGUACCACUGAAUUCUCUGUACCACAAGACGACAAACUGACUGAAGAUGAUCUCGUUGAACAUUCUGAUUUUGCAAAAGUAGAUGCAGAUUUUAAAACACCUCAGAGAGAUAUUUGUGCUGAGGAACCCUUGUCAGAGUAUUCAUCCCUUACCACUGAAACAGUGGAACUUGAAGGUUGUGUAACGGAUGCUGCUGAAAGUAGAGCUCCGCAUAUAGUAAGCCCUUAUGAAAAUGUGUCUUCUGAACAUUUUUUUACUGAUGGUGGUGAAAGUAAGAUAGGAACUGGUCAAAGCCUGCUAUCUAGUGAAGACUAUUCUGUUGAAGAAACAAAGGAUAAGACUGGUGAAGCUUUGCUUAGUAACGGCACAGGUAGUGAAUAUCAAUGUUCAAAGGAAGUGCAUAUGGAAACAGAACUUAAAACAGAGGAUAUAUUUCAGAAAAUCUCUCCAGGGUCUUCAGCAUCAGAUUCCACAAAGUUAGCCGAAUCUGCCCUUACGGAUAUAAGAGAUGAAACAGAGAAAUUGAUCAGUCAAGUUGUCAUUACCAAGACUGAUGUAGAUUCUGACACAUGGAGUGACAUUCGUGAAGAUGAUGAAGCUUUUGAAGCUCGGGUAAAAGAAGAGGAACAAAAGAUAUUUGGGUUGAUGGUAGACAGGCGAUCACAAGGCACAACACCUGAUACAACACCGGCUAGAACACCCACUGAAGAAGGGACACCACUUAGUGAACAAAAUCCUUUUCUUUUUCAGGAAGGAAAGUUGUUUGAAAUGACCAGAAGUGGAGCUAUUGACAUGACCAAAAGAAACUAUCCAGAUGAAAGUUUUCAUUUCUUCCAAAUGGGGCAGCAGCCUCAGGAAGAAGUUUCUUUAUGUGAGGAAAUCAAAGAAGCAGCAGAGGCAGAAUCUUCUAAGCCGGAGAGUCCACCAGAUCCAUUUUCACUUUCAGAAUCAGAGGACCCGGAUAUACAAGGAAAAGAUACACUGAAUCGUUCACCCUCACCAUCUGAGCCUUGUGAUAAAUCAGAAGAAGUGACUGAUGAAGGCAUCGGCGUAGGCACUGCAAAAGCAGAGCUUAAAUCCAGAAUUCCAAUUAAAAUGGGUAUUUCAGCUUCUUCAAAAUCACCAAAGAAAGAAACUGCUGCCUCUGAAGCUGAAUCCCUCUUCAUAGUGGAGACUGACAUAGUCGAUAGCAGUCAGGUGCCUUUCCCCAUCUCUCCUGAGCAGUCUGUGGUAGAAGAUGAGUUAGAAUUUUCCAAAGUCACUAGAUUUGUUUGUUCUGAAAAGGAUGAUGAGUCCCCAGACUCUUCACCAGAAGAACAGAGAUCUGUGAUAGAAAUCCCUACUGCUUUAAUGGAGAGAGUGCCUUCUUGUGAAAGCAAAUCCAAAAUCCCUGUAAGAACAGCUGCUGCUGCAUCACAAUCACUGCAACAAUCAGAAAAUGAGAACCUUCCCAUUGAUGACUUCCUAGACAGUCUGCAGUGUGAAGGAAAAGAUGACCAAGCAAAACCAAAGUCUAAAAUUCCUGUCAAAUCAGCUUUCCAAAGAGCUGAACAACAAUACACAUCCACAGACACAUCUGUCCACAAGCUAGAGUCAUCCAAAGCUCUCAGCAUGACAAGCAAACUACCUACAAAACAAGAUAGCCGAAGUAAAUCUGAAUCUGAUGCAAGUAUUCCCAUGGACCCAAAGACCAAACGUUCAAUAAAAGCUAGGAGUUAUGCAGAGGCAGAAGCAGAGACCUGGGAGAGGGAGAGCGAGUUAAAGGUUGAGCUAGACUCAGAUGAGGCAACAACAGCAAGACCCAAGGUAUUUUCAUCACGAGUGCCAGUUAAAAGCAGGAGCACUACAGCCUCCCACAGUGCUUUUAGUCCUACAAAAGAAAGUAAGGAACAUUUUUUUGACCUGUAUAAAAACUCCAUAGAAUUCUUUGAAGAAAUUAGUGAUGAAGCUUCUAAGUUAGUGGAAAGACUUACACAAUCAGAAAGAGAACAAGAAUUAGUUUCAGAUGACGAAAGCAGUAGUGCCCUAGAAGUUUCAGUUAUUGAAAACGUGCCAUCCAUUGAGACUCAGCAGUCAGUUCCUGAAGACAUCUUUGACACCAGACCUAUUUGGGAUGAGUCUGUAGAGACUCAGAUUGAACGUAUACCUGAUGACAAUAUCCAUGACCAUGCUGAAGAUAAACAGGAUGAUCGGGAACGGACCGAGGAAAGACUGGCCCACAUUGCUGAUCACCUUGGAUUCAGUUGGACAGAGUUAGCAAGAGAACUGGAUUUCACAGAAGAGCAAAUUCACCAAAUCAGGAUUGAAAAUCCUAAUUCACUCCAAGACCAGAGCCAUGCACUCCUCAAAUAUUGGCUUGAAAGGGAUGGAAAACACGCAACAGAUACAAAUCUUACUCAAUGUCUUACAAAAAUCAACCGAAUGGAUAUUGUUCACCUAAUGGAAACCAGUGGCAUUGACUCUAUGCAGGUCCACGGCACUCGCACAUAUGCAGAAAUUGAACAAACAAUAGGAUUGGACCAUAGUGAAGGGUUUUCUGUACUGCAAGAAGAACUGUACAGUUCAAGACAUAAGCCGGAAGAACACCACAGAAUGUCUAAAGACAGUGACCCAGUGGAACACCCUCCUAUUGUUUCUGAGGAAGAUGUAUCUGUCAGUUAUUCUCCUUUUCAGGACAGUACUCCUAGGAGUGAGGCAGAGCUAUCAAUGGCUGAGCUCCUAAGGCAAACACACAAAGAACAAGUGGAAGCUGAAUUCUCAGGGAAACUCCACAAUGUGGUAGAAACAACAUCUUCACAACAUGAAUAUUUCGUCACAACUCCAGGAGCAGAGCAGACAGCAGCAAGUGAUACAUCUGCACACUUCAGUGCAACAGAGGAAGAGAGAGAAAAAACAUCCCCACAACCCUCAUCAUCUGCUCAGAGAGGUGGUUCUCCCAUCAUCCAAGAACCUGAAGAGCUCCAUCUCCAUCAGGAUGACCUCUCUCCAAGGAGAACUAGUCUAGUGAUAGUGGAGUCAAUUGAUGAACAGCCAGAAAAGCUCGGAAGUGGCUACGAGGAGGAAUCUUUAGAAAAGGCCGAUAGUAUGCCUGAAAUGCCACCAGAAACAGUCACAGAAGAACAAUACACAGAUGAACAUGGCCACACAGUGGUAAAGAAGGUCACUAGAAAGAUCAUCUGGCGAUAUGUUUCUCCAGAUGGUACUGAAAAAGAAGACAUCAUUAUGCAAGGAACACCUCAAAAACCUGUCAUGGUUGAAGAAGGAGAUGGCUAUUCCAAAGUUGUAAAACGAGUUGUGCUGAAAAGCGACAGUGAACAGUCAGAGGUGACUUUGUCUGAACCUGGUGUUUUGCCCAGUGCCUCCAAUUUCCAGUCUGAGCCAGUGGAAGGCCGCAAGGUCAGCAAAGUCAUAAAGACUACUGUAGUGCAAGGAGAGAGAAUGGAGAAACACGUGGGGGAUGCUAGCUUAGCUACUGAUCUUCCGUCAGCCAAAGAGGACUUUGAAGAGGACAACACUAAGUAAAGCCAGCACACAGAAGAGGACUGUGAUGAAGGAUCAGUAUGGAAAACAUGUUCACAUAGAAGAGCUGGAUGACACACCAGAAGCACUACCACAGGAUGACCUCCAGCAUGACCUUCAGCAGCUUCUUAGACACUUCUGCAAAGAGGAUUGGAAACAAGAUGCAAAAUAAGAAGCUGUCACCCCUCAACAACAUGUCCAUCCAGUACGCAGCAUUCAUCUUUUCUAGGUGUAGACAUUAUGACCUACGUAAUCACUGGAAGACACUGCCAUUUCUACUUGUGCAGAUGCAGUGAAUUCAUUUUUUCCCCUGUAUUUGAUUUUAGGUUUUUGUUAUUUUUUACCCUGUAAGCUAAUUUGUGACCAAAGAUAGCAUCCUUCAUUCAGGAUGAUUUAUCCACCGAGUUGUCGUCUUUGUGCUGUACUGGGACCUUGUCAGCAUCGCCACUUUUUGCUGGUCCUUUGCUUCUGCACUAGCUUCUCAAAACUGCAUUUGUCAAUCCAAUUUCAUCUACAGGCCUCUUCAAGUGACUAUGUACAGGCAUCAUGAAAAAAGGGAGUUAACGUGUAAACUGUAUAUAGCAAGAGUAUCUGGACUUACUUAUGAGACUGCAGAAAACACACUGCCUAUGAAUACUAUUAGUGUCGUGGAUUACAAGGUUUGUUGAUGCUGGUGAACAACAGAAAAAUAACAUUAAAAUGAUCAACUGCGAACACUGACUGAGGAGGAAGCACUGCAGAUCUACUGCAUCCAUAAGACUUCCAGUUUAGGGAUCUAUUACUAUAGUUAAAGGCUCUAAGAGUCAGGCUAAAAACCUGGAAAUUCAGCUGUUCUCAUGAAGAGCUGACUGUGUGUGGCCAUCGAUACUUUUAAGACCUUUGGACAGCCACUUCAAGAUUUCCAGAAAAGAAAAAAAAUAAUUAAAAAUAUCCAAUUAGGUAACCAACUUGCUAGCAGCUAUAUCUAUGGCACAUUUGCAUACGGUAUUAAAAUCUUUUAGAUCUGGACAUGUGGCAGGGUGUAUUAAACAAUUAUAACUACAGUAGGUUCCUGUUUUCAUCACUGCUUUAGCAAACCACAUUGUCCUGCUGGCCACUGCACUGUAGAUAACUAUGGGAGAAAGACUUACACUAUAUGAAAAGAAUAAUUAAUUCACCAUGUUUUAAUCAAGACUGCCUCUUUUCAGAUACAUGCAUGUGGCAUUUGAAGAUCAAAACCAAACCUCCUGUAAUUGUGUCAACCUACUAAAGCCCUCUAAGCACUGAGCGAGCAGUUUUUAUCUUCCAGUCAAAUGUUUUUUUAAAGAGAAAGUGCUCACUCUUCAAAAGCCAGUUUCUGUUCAUAUUUUGUUACCUAUCUAUAUAUUAUAUAUAUUUCUAAAUCAACCCUCUGAAAAAUCACAAUAGCAUGUACGCACUUUUAUUUUAAAAUAAAGGGAACAAAGAUGUGACAUGUUUGGUAUUCUAUACCUUAACAUUUAGAGGUGAGCACUCUGGAACAUUUUAGAAUAUAUUACACAUGCAAACACACUAAAGGUUUUUAAACAGCUGUUUGAUUUUUUUUUUUUAAUAGCAUACUCAAGAUUAAAAACAAAUCCUCUCCUUUAAGAUUAAUGCUUUUUCCAAGCUUACCUGGCCUACUACGAUUACGGUUUGGGUUUAUGACUCACUCAGUGCUCAGAACAAGGAAGGGCACUUCUCACUAAACUACCAAUGCCAAAAGCAUGAGCACAUCUUGGGAGCUGAGGCUUCCUGCAGACAAAGCAACCUGAGGUGCCAUGCUAACACUUUUUUUGGCAGGCAGGCAGAAAAAAAGUGUUUUGGCAGCCAAAAUGAAUGAGACCCUUGAUAAAACAUUUCACAAUACAUCGAUGGCUUUCUUAUUGUCAAAGCACAGGAUGAUCUUCAAGAAUGGGGCUCUAAAGAAAUGCAUUUCUGUUGUGUUAUUUGCGGUGCAGAUGAUGUUCUGUGUAACAACAUAAUGGUUAUUCACCUCUUAUUUUGGUUUUUUUUUUUGCUGUGUUAUCAAAGAACUUGAAUACUGUGAGAAGAAGUGAAUUUUAAGUUGAUGAAUCAGCAUCUUGUUCCCAUGGUGAUAACACUAAUUGAAUAUAUCUAUGAGGGCAUGUAUUAGUUAAAAAUUAAAAAAAAUACAACACUAACAAUACAUAGCUGCAAUGUGUACAAUGGCUGAUUUAACUAAAUAAAAAUGUACAAGUGUUAAAUGUA
Molecule: messenger RNA, 13778 nt
Organism: Phasianus colchicus (ring-necked pheasant)
Lineage: Eukaryota; Metazoa; Chordata; Aves; Galliformes; Phasianidae
Source: RefSeq, a predicted model, not a curated record